AUGGACAUGAUCCCAACGGUUGUCGCACUUACCAGCGUACUAUGGAUAUUCUGGACGUAUCUGCGACAUCGCAAAGUGAACUCGAUCCUGAAGAACCUGCCGGGCCCCGAACCGGAGUCAUUCUGGAAGGGUAAUGUUGGCCAGUACAUAGACCGCCUUGGAGGAAAAUUCCAGAGACAUAUUGCACUGGAUUAUGGCCUUGUUGUAAGGCUGCACGGGCUUGCUGGUAUGCCUUUGCUUUAUGUAGCUGACCCUAGAGCCUUGCACCACAUGCUUAUCAAGGAAGAGAGCACUUUCGAGGAGACCAAGAUAUUUUUGAAAACUAAUGCCACUGUCUUCGGGCCUUCGUUGGUUUCGACCGUCGGCGAGCAUCAUCAGAAGCAGAAGAAGUCGCUCAGCCCGGCCUUUACAGUCAACCACAUGCGUGAGAUGCUCCCGAUAUUCUACACAGUCGCCCAUAAGCUUCGGGACGCGAUCGCAACCCGUGUCCGCGAUGGCCAGCAUGAGAUCGAUAUACUGGGCUGGACAGGUCGGGCAGCGUUGGAGUUGAUCGGACAAGGGGGACUUGGUUAUUCUUUUGAUCCUCUCACAAAUGAUAAGAGAGACGCAUACGCCGAAGCAGUCAAGGCAUUCCUCCCUGUUUUGCAAGAAACCAGCGUUUUUCGUCCGUUGUUACCUUACGUCUCGGGGGUCGGUCCGGCGUGGCUGCAACGAUAUAUCAUGGACCGCUUUCCCAGCAAGUGGGUCCGUGAAGUCAAAGCGAUCGUAGAUACAAUGACAGAACGAUCGAAAGAGAUUUAUAAUCAGAAGAAGGACGCUCUCGUCCAUGGUGAUAAGGCCAUGGUACAGCAGGUCGGAGAGGGACGGGAUGUCAUGAGUAUUUUACUCAAAGAGAACAUGUUGGCCUCAGAUAAGGAUAAACUACCGGAGGACGAGUUGAUUGCUCAGAUGUCUACCCUGAUAAUUGGAGCUCUGGACUCGACAUCUAGCAUGUUAUCACGGAUCCUUUUGCUGCUGGCAGAACAUCCAGAUAUGCAAGAAAAACUCCGAGCUGAGGUCCUGGCCGCGCAUGCUGCAGAUAGCAUACCUUACGACGUGCUGAACAGUCUUCCUGUCUUGGAUGCUGUAUGCAGAGAGACUCUGCGGCUCUAUCCUCCGGCCACUUAUCUGACCCGUGUACCCAAUAAGGAUGUCGUCCUUCCGUUGUUGGAACCUGUGUGCGGCAAAGACGGCAAGUUGAUUCGAGAAAUCCCCGUCACGGCAGGCAUGGAAAUUAUUAUUGGCGUGCUGGGCUGCAACGCCAACAAGGUUCUGUGGGGAGAAGAUGCUCUCGAAUGGAAGCCAGAACGCUGGCUGUCUCCGCUUCCUACAUCGGUGACGGAGGCUCGCAUCCCAGGAGUCUACUCCAAUCUGAUGACUUUCCUUGGAGGCAAGCGCGGUUGCCUCGGAUUCAAGUUCUCCGAGAUGGAAAUGAAGAUCGUUUUGUCUGUUCUUCUCUCGACCUUCAAGUUUGCCUUGACGGAUAAGGAUAUUUUCUGGAACGUCGCAAUUGUAUGGUACCCGACAGUUGGCCAGGACACAAUCAAGGCGCAGAUGCCUCUCAAGGUCGAAUUGCUGUCUCGCUGA
This is a messenger RNA of Laetiporus sulphureus 93-53, 1626 nucleotides long. RefSeq names its product cytochrome P450. NCBI's taxonomy places the organism in Eukaryota, Fungi, Basidiomycota, Agaricomycetes, Polyporales, Laetiporaceae. The transcript has 14 exons. The record is from RefSeq and is a predicted model, not a curated record. Gene Ontology annotation, molecular function: oxidoreductase activity, acting on paired donors, with incorporation or reduction of molecular oxygen; monooxygenase activity; iron ion binding. Bases 1 to 1626 code for a protein of 541 amino acids.